AUGUCGCUGCGAAAACUUGCAAUUCGACCGAGCAAUGCUCGAGCAGUGUCUCUUGCAUUGACAACGUCACAUGCUCCUCGUCUGGGUAUCCGAUUCUCGAGCACAGCCCCUGCAACCAUCGUUGACGGUUCAUUCUGGAGAUCCCUUGUACCGAAACCGCUGCGAAAGGAAAAUCGCCAAUUAAAGAAGAAGUCGAGGGAAUGGAACCCGGCGACCUUUUUUAUCGCCAUUUUCUUGUUGAUUGGUUCCAUGUCGAUCCAAAUGAUUGCCCUACGGAACUCGUUUGACCGAUACAUGCGACAGUCGGAGGCCAGGAUCAUGGCACUGCGGGAGGUGGUGGAAAAGAUUCAGAGAGGCGAGCCAGUGGACGUCGAGAAGGCACUUGGUACUGGCGACCCCAAGAAGGAAGCCGAUUGGGAAGAGAUGCUUAAGGCCAUUGAACGAGACGAAGCAGCCCGCAAGGCGAAGCAAGAGAAGGCAAAGCAAAGCGAACCUGCAACUCCAGUCCCCGAAGUCCAGGUUGAAGAGGAAACACUAGCAAGUGAAGCUGCACCAAAGAAGGCGAAAUCCGGAAGCCUGGGAAAUUUCUUCUAA
Molecule: messenger RNA, 594 nt
Organism: Fusarium keratoplasticum
Lineage: Eukaryota; Fungi; Ascomycota; Sordariomycetes; Hypocreales; Nectriaceae
Exons: 2
Coding region: 1-594 (197 amino acids)
Source: RefSeq, a predicted model, not a curated record